UCCUUUGCAGACCAAGCUAGAGCAAUGGAAAUCACCAUUAGUGAGGUGCUACCAAACACCACGCACAGAUGGUGCAAGUGGCAUGUCCUUAAGAAGGUGAAAGAAUUUCUGGGCGCGUUGUAUGGUAAACAGAGCGAAUUCAGAGCCGAUUUCCACAGGUUGGUUUCUGAGAUGUAUACGGAGGAUGAGUUCGAGAAGGGGUGGGCGACCCUCAUUGUGAGGCACGGUCUACAGAAGCAGUCAUUCUUGACGCAGAUAUACGAGGUGCGGCGGAAAUGGGCUAAACCAUAUUUCAGGGAUGUAUUCUGUGCAAACAUGACCAGCACUCAAAGGAGUGAGAGUGCAAACCAUGUACUGAAAGGAUAUGUACCACCAGGGUGUCCAAUGCAUUUGUUUGUGAAGCAAUAUGAGAAGUUGCAGUUCGACAGAGAUUCGGAUGAAAGUUUUCAGGAAAAGAGGACUGGGAUCGUGAUUACCUAUUACUUCAUGUUUUUUUUUCAUUUCUGGCUAUGUGUCAUGGCGUUUUCAAAGUUAAAAAUUGAGACGAGUACUUAUUUGAUUGUUGCAGGCAGGGGUGGUGCUUAGGUUCAAUCUACCACUCGAAAUACAUGCAAGCAAGGUGUACACAAGUACCAUGUUUGAGCAGUUUGGCAAGCUUCUUUAUGAGGCUGGACAGUACAUGGUAGAGGAAAUGGAGCAUCCAAAGCUAUACCUGGUUAGACACGAGAAGGCAGCCCAGAAAGAGAAAUGGUUUAAAAUUGUGUUCAGGGUGGCGGUUGACAUCGAGACAGAAGAAGUUAACUGUGAGUGCGGGCUGUUCGAGCAUUCAGGCAUUCCGUGUGCUCACUCUUUGAAGGUCAUGCUUCAUUUGGGUUUUAGGACCCUUCCGGCGAGGUAUGUACUGAAGAGGUGGACAAGGGACGCAAGAGACGUCCUGCCUCCACAUCUAAUCCGGUACCAGAAAGAUCAGGUGGUGCUUGCCUGCCGAACGUACAGGCAUACAAGCCUUCAGAUAGCUUGCUUGGAAAUACAGGCUUUAGGGGAUGCCAACGUUGAGUGCUACACGGAGGUGAUGCAUCAACUGGCAAGGCUAAAAGCGAAGGUUGAGCCCAUGAGCAAUUGAGCAAGCUGAAGGAUGGCAUGGGCGUCUACGAGCAUGAAGUAACGAGGACUACGGGCACCCCUGACAAGAUAACCUCUACCGGUGUAAGAAUUUGAGAGGGAGAUAGAUAGUUCAGCAAACAAGCGAGUCGUUGUCGACAUCGUGUCAGAACCAACUCGGAAAAGGCAACCCGGGAGGCCAACAAACAGGAGGGAUAAACCACCAUAUGAGCAAAGCAGCAAAAGGACCAGGUUUUUGCUAGAUAUGCAGGAAGUCGGGGCACAAGAAUAUCACUUGCCCGGAUCGGGGUGACACACCUAAGAAGCCGAGAAAAGAACCAACAUGCUCGAACUGCGGUGUGGGAAGGGCAGCUGCGGGAAUUCUAAGAUACUGAUGGCAUAGAUCUUGUUACGUACAUUUUGUUUUACCUGGGCACAUUAUGUUCUGUCAUGCUGGGCAGUUUUUUCCCUCGAUAAUUAGUUCUCAAUGUCUGUCACUUGUGUUCAGUCCGAUAGCCUCUGUAACAAUUACAAUGUGUUUUGGCACUUGUUUUUUUACAUUUUAUAGCUGAAAGUGCUGAGUAGUUGUAACAUUUCCAGAAACAUUGGGGUGUUUUUUUUCCUGA
Brachypodium distachyon (stiff brome) is the source of this 1727-nucleotide messenger RNA. RefSeq names its product protein FAR1-RELATED SEQUENCE 1-like. Gene Ontology annotation, molecular function: zinc ion binding. The transcript is spliced from 2 exons. The record is from RefSeq and is a predicted model, not a curated record. The coding region runs from base 635 to 1123 and encodes 162 amino acids. NCBI's taxonomy places the organism in Eukaryota, Viridiplantae, Streptophyta, Magnoliopsida, Poales, Poaceae.